Messenger RNA from Fusarium venenatum, 1284 nucleotides. RefSeq lists its product as uncharacterized. The record is from RefSeq and is a predicted model, not a curated record. Lineage: Eukaryota; Fungi; Ascomycota; Sordariomycetes; Hypocreales; Nectriaceae.
AUGCCUUCUCUUCAAGGCGUUGAAGUUGCUAUUGUGACUGAGCCUGGGUCCAAAAAGCUCCCCGAAUUUCCCCUAUCAAAUUCGCAACAGAUUCAGGAAUCUAAACCCCAAAUAUCUGUCUAUAUUCCUUCUGAGCCAGGUACUCAUUUCGGUAUUCAUUACACACUCGCUAAAGUGGUAAAGCCACCACCUUACUUCUAUUUCAAAAUAUUCAUAAAUGGCAGAAACGUCGCAAACUGCGGCGCAGGUUCUCUUACUCAGGCCUCGGGCUCUAUUGUGCGCUCACUGUGUGUGCCAAGUGACCGCUGGAAGUACAAGGAAGACGGUGUGCUGUACAUCAGAGAUGGUAUAGAAGCUCGUUGCUUCUGCUUCCUUCCAACUGGACACAAAUCAAUCGCAGAGGAGGGAGGGUUUAUCGAAGUCCAGACCUUUCGUGCCAAAGGGAGAAUUCGAAGACUCCCCGUCUUGGAGAAGCACCGUGGCCAGGAGACUUAUGGCAUCGGGUCACCUUCAGGUGGAUUGCUGGAUUCACCGGACGAAGCCCGUUACUAUGACUGGAUUCUCAUCGACCCGAAGGAAUCCCCCUUUGUCACAUUUCGCUUUCACUACCGUACCUGGUCGAACCUGUACCAGCUAAGCCUAGCACCUCGCCCCGAGAAGCUGGAUGGAUCGUCGACGCACACCGAAAAAGGCUCUACAGGAAGUACAAAAACCGGGGGGCCGAGUGGUACACCAUCCUACUACAAAACGACCAGCACGCCACUUCCGAAAUCAAGAUCAGAAGGCACAAACCACACCAAAUCGGAUCAAGGCAUCUCCUCCACGUCCUCUGAUUUAUCUAUACGACUUCGUGGAAUAGUCAAGAACGCUCCUGUGAUGCUACCGCCAAGCCACCCUACUCGCCCUCUGCCAGAAAUCCCAAUCAAGAAACCGGUUGCUUACAAAGACGCUAAUCGUCCUGUGCUGGCUUACACAUGUUCUUCUCUAUCCGAUAUUUCAGAGAAGACAGAAGACACCGAGACGAGCAUCACAGCCAUCUUACCCGUACGAGCAGAUUCCCCUCGCAGCAACGAGUAUGGAAUAUCAGAGUCUCACACAACCGAAACCCCUCUGGCCCCAUCACUCCUCAAGGAUCGUAAGAACCCCGAUGGUCAAGAGCCCCCGAUCGAGAAAUGCAAAGAUGAUGAUGUAACAGAGACAAAGGAACCGAGUGCCAAGCCAAAGAUGAAAGGCACUGAACCGUCUUCUGAUACGACAUCCAAGGUUGCCAAAGCAGAAAUUUGA